AUGGGGGGGCGCAACGCGGGAAAGCUGAUCUCGCUGCCCUAUGCGUGUGACCGUGGCCUCGUGGAAGUUUUCCCUUCUUUUUCCGGCGUCACAAUGCUGAUCGGUCUAUGCGGAGGCAUUUGCGCCGGCAAACAUGCAAUCGCCGACUAUCUGAUUCAGCAGGGCUUUCGAGUUCUCCAACUAUCGAGCAAACCCUCUCACCAGAUCACCGAUGAUGCAGACGAUGACCUCAGACUACAGGCCUCGGAAGUGAGCGCGGGUACGCCAGCAGAAUUCGUGUUCGACUCCCCCGACGCCCUCCUAGAAUUCGCGACGAAACGAUGGCAAGAACGUUGGGUGACGACCGAUAUUGCAAACGGCGACACGCUCGACCGUUUCCUCCUGCGCCCAUUUUUCCUUCUCGUGAGCGUGGAUGCCCCUGUAAGCCUCCGUUGGAAAAGAUUCUCCGACCGAUGCUGGCGAAGACAACUGGACCCGCCCGAUCUAGAAAAGUUCGUGCUAUGGAAUGACCGCCAUCUGUAUGAAAAGGAUAUUGGGCGCGUCUACUUGACCGACAAGGCCCAUAUGCGCCUGUUCAACUCUUCCUCCUCCUUGGACGAGCUCCACCAAUCUCUCGAGGAACUGAACUUGGCAGAUGAACAGCGACUGCGACCAAACUGGGAUCAGUACUUCAUGCAAUUAGCAUCUCUCGCCGCACAGAGAAGCAACUGUAUGAAACGAAGAGUGGGAUGUGUGCUUGUACGAGAACGUCGAGUCAUCAGUACGGGCUACAACGGGACUCCUCGACACUUGACGAACUGCAACGAAGGCGGAUGCCCGCGUUGCAACCGCGGCGACGGCGGCGGCGUCGGUCUUUCUACCUGCCUUUGUCUCCAUGCCGAGGAAAAUGCUUUAUUGGAAGCUGGAGGGAGCGCAUUCGCGAGGGUGCAAUUCUGUAUUGCGAUACUUUACUCGCAGGGCUACAACAUGGAUAAGGACAGCGCGGCCAUUCUUGAGGCUGCAGGUGUUCGCUUACGACAGUUCAGCCCGGCUGGACAACCCUUUCGCAAUUCCGCUGGAGACGAUCUGACUGCCAGAGAUAUCAACAUGCCCACCGUGCACCUCCUGGACUAUGUUGCGGGGAACAUUCGCUCUUUGGUCAAUGCGAUCAAUCAGGUUGGCUACGAAGUGGAAUGGGUCAAGACCCCGGAAGAUGUGAAGAAUGCAGAUAAACUGAUUCUUCCCGGCGUCGGUCACUUUGGUCAUUGUCUCUCCCAACUCGAAAAAGGCGGCUUCUUGGGCCCAAUUCGACAGCACAUCGAGACGGGCAAACCUUUCAUGGGUAUUUGUGUUGGACUGCAAGCCCUUUUCCAAGGAUCAGAGGAGGAUGCCAACGUUCCAGGACUGGGGUUGAUCCCCAUGCGCAUUCAGCAAUUCGAUGACAAGAACAAGAGCGUGCCGCACAUCGGAUGGAACUCGGCGAUGAACACAGAACUUGCAUCCACGAAGCAAAGCUUCUACGGACUUAUGCCAACCAGCAAAUACUACUAUGUCCACUCCUAUGCGGCCCCAUAUAACCCGGGGGUUCUUGAGAAGGACGGGUGGUCCGUCGCCACUGCCACCUAUGGUGACGAGGAAUUUAUCGGUGCAGUCAGCCGAGGAAAUAUCUUUGGUACACAAUUUCAUCCUGAAAAGAGUGGUGUGGCAGGUCUCCGGGCGAUUCGCGCCUUCCUGCACGGCGAUCAAUUCCAAUCUGUGUCGCUGGAUUCGAUUGCCGGCAAAAAAGACGGGCUGACCCGCCGAGUCAUUGCCUGUCUUGAUGUCCGCACUAAUGAUAACGGCGACCUCGUCGUGACCAAGGGGGAUCAGUAUGACGUGCGAGAGAAGAGUGGUGUGGAUGCGAGUGGUCAGGUGCGAAACCUGGGAAAACCGGUCGAUAUGGCUAAGAGAUACUACGAGCAAGGAGCGGAUGAAAUUACCUUCCUGAAUAUCACUUCCUUCCGGAACUGCCCUCUGGCGGAUACUCCUAUGCUUGAGAUCCUGCGGAGAGCAUCGGAAACCGUUUUCGUGCCGUUGACCAUUGGCGGGGGCAUCAGAGACACCGUCGACACCGAUGGCACUCAAGUCCCCGCACUUGACGUUGCAACGAUGUAUUUCAAGUCUGGCGCUGACAAGGUCAGCAUCGGAUCAGAUGCCGUUUUUGCUGCUGAAGAGUACUACCAGGCAGGUAAGACACUGAAUGGUCGCACGCCAAUUGAGACCAUUUCCAAUGCGUACGGAAAGCAGGCCGUGGUGGUGAGUGUGGACCCCAAGCGGGUCUACGUGGAUCGACCUGAGGACACAGACCACCACACCUUCAAGACUGCGUAUCCAAAUGCCGCAGGCCAAUGCUACUGCUGGUAUCAAUGCACUGUUAAGGGUGGUCGGGAAACCCGGGACAUGGAUGUCCGACAAUUGGUGCAGGCUGUUGAGGCCAUGGGCGCCGGAGAGAUUCUGUUGAACUGUAUUGAUAAGGACGGUAGCAACAGUGGAUUUGACUUGGAAUUGAUCAAGGAUGUCAAGGCUUCCGUCAAGAUUCCCGUCAUUGCGUCCAGUGGAGCUGGCGUGCCGGAACAUUUUGCAGAAGUAUUCAGCAAGACCACUACAGAUGCUGCAUUGGGCGCAGGCAUGUUUCACCGUGGGGAAUACACAGUGAGCCAGGUCAAAGUUCAUCUACAAGCGGAGGGGUUUUUGGUGCGCCAAUUCGAAACCGAUAUCUAA
Molecule: messenger RNA, 2739 nt
Organism: Penicillium maclennaniae
Lineage: Eukaryota; Fungi; Ascomycota; Eurotiomycetes; Eurotiales; Aspergillaceae
Product: histidine biosynthesis bifunctional protein hisB
Exons: 9
Coding region: 1-2739 (912 amino acids)
Biological process (GO): L-histidine biosynthetic process
Molecular function (GO): imidazoleglycerol-phosphate synthase activity
Source: RefSeq, a predicted model, not a curated record